Lasiosphaeria miniovina is the source of this 414-nucleotide messenger RNA. RefSeq names its product histone-fold-containing protein. NCBI's taxonomy places the organism in Eukaryota, Fungi, Ascomycota, Sordariomycetes, Sordariales, Lasiosphaeriaceae. The transcript is spliced from 4 exons. Gene Ontology annotation, molecular function: structural constituent of chromatin; protein heterodimerization activity; DNA binding. Bases 1 to 414 code for a protein of 137 amino acids. The record is from RefSeq and is a predicted model, not a curated record. Gene Ontology annotation, cellular component: nucleosome.
AUGCCUCCCAAAGCCGCCGACAAGAAGCCCGCGUCCAAGGCGCCUGCGACCGCGUCCAAGGCCCCAGAGAAGAAGGAUGCAGGCAAGAAGACCGCUGCUUCCGGCGACAAGAAGAAGCGCACCAAGGCACGCAAGGAGACAUACUCUUCCUACAUCUACAAGGUCUUGAAGCAGGUCCACCCCGACACAGGCAUCUCCAAUCGCGCAAUGUCGAUUCUCAACUCGUUUGUCAAUGACAUUUUUGAGCGCGUCGCGACUGAGGCUUCCAAGCUUGCCGCAUACAACAAGAAGUCCACCAUCUCAUCCCGGGAGAUCCAGACCUCUGUCCGCCUCAUCCUUCCCGGCGAGUUGGCGAAGCACGCUGUUUCUGAGGGUACCAAGGCAGUCACCAAGUACUCCUCCAGCACGAAAUAA